Kuraishia capsulata CBS 1993 is the source of this 1785-nucleotide messenger RNA. RefSeq lists its product as uncharacterized. The record is from RefSeq and is a predicted model, not a curated record. NCBI's taxonomy places the organism in Eukaryota, Fungi, Ascomycota, Pichiomycetes, Pichiales, Pichiaceae. Gene Ontology annotation, molecular function: ATP hydrolysis activity; ATP binding. The transcript has a single exon. The coding region runs from base 1 to 1785 and encodes 594 amino acids.
AUGUCCGUGUCUGCUUCCAAGGCUAAGAGAGAGGCCAAAAGACUUGCCGCUGGUAAGAAGCCCAAGAAGGCAGUCAAGAGCGACGCUGAAUCUGCCGCAGAAGAGAUUGCCAAACUGAAGUUGCAACAAGACAAGGAUGGUUUGUCCGAUCGUGUCACCACUGGUGUUCUGGACUCUUUGGCCACCUCCAGAGAUAUCAAGAUUUCAUCCCUGUCGCUUUUGUUCCAUGGUAAAGUGUUGAUUCAAGAUUCCACCUUGGAGUUGAAUUACGGCCGUCGUUACGGUCUGCUUGGAGAGAACGGUUGUGGUAAAUCCACUUUGUUGAAGGCUAUUGCUGCCAGAGAAUUCCCAACUCCAGAUGCAAUUGACAUUUACUUGCUGAACGAGCCUGCUGAACCAACCGAGUAUUCUGCGUUGACAUACGUUGUCCGUGAGGCUGAGAACGAGCUGGCCAGAUUGGAGAAACAGGUCGAGGACAUCAUCGUUGAGGAUGGUCCCGAGUCUCCAGUCUUGGAACAAUUAUAUGAGAGAAUUGAUUCUAUGGACCCAGCCACGUUCGAAUCCAGAGCUGCCGUUAUCCUGACCGGUCUGGGUUUUAACUCCAAGACCAUCAAGAAGAUGACCAAGGACAUGUCUGGUGGAUGGAGAAUGCGUGUUGCUUUGGCAAAGGCUUUGUUCGUGAAGCCCACUCUGUUGUUGUUGGAUGACCCAACUGCCCAUUUGGAUCUGGAGGCCUGUGUUUGGCUGGAAGAGUACUUGAAGAAGUUUGAUCGUACCUUGGUUCUCGUUUCUCACUCCCAGGAUUUCUUGAACGGUGUUUGUACCAACAUGAUCGACAUGAGAAUGAAGAAGAUUCUGAUGUACGGUGGUAACUACGACUCGUAUGUCAAGACCAGAACCGAGCAGGAGACCAACCAAAUGAAGCAGUACCAAAAGCAACAGGAUGAAAUCGUCCACAUCAAGAAGUUCAUUGCUUCGGCCGGUACCUAUGCCAAUUUGGUCAGACAGGCCAAGUCGAGACAGAAGAUUCUUGACAAGAUGGAGGCUGAUGGUUUGAUCGAGGCUGUUGUUCCUGACAAAGUGUUCUCGUUCAACUUCCCAGAGGUCGAGAAGCUGCCUCCUCCAGUUUUGGCUUUUGACGACAUCUCGUUUGCCUACGAUGAAAAGAAGGAGAACAACCUGUACACCAACUUGUCGUUUGGUGUUGAUAUGGACUCGCGUGUUGCGUUGGUGGGACCUAACGGUGUGGGUAAGUCCACCCUGCUGAAGCUGAUGACCGGUGAAUUGACUCCACAAAGUGGAAGAGUGUCCAAACACACACACAUCAAGAUGGGUGUUUACUCGCAACACUCUGCUGACCAAUUGGAUCUCACCAAGACUCCACUCGAGUUUGUUCGUGACAAGUUCUCUCACAUCUCUCAGGACUUCCAAUACUGGAGAGGCCAGUUGGGCCGUUACGGUCUUACCGGUGAGGGUCAAACCUCCCAAAUGGCUACUCUUUCCGAAGGUCAGAGAUCCAGAGUUGUGUUUGCGCUUUUGGCUCUUGAGGCCCCUAACAUUCUGUUGCUGGAUGAGCCUACUAACGGUCUGGAUAUCCCAACCAUUGACUCGUUGGCUGACGCUAUCAACGCCUUUAACGGUGGUGUGUGUGUCGUUUCGCACGAUUUCCGUCUUUUGGACAAGAUUGCGAAGGACAUCUUCGUGGUUGAGAACCAAACUGCCACCAAGUGGGAGGGUUCUAUCUUGGACUACAAGAAGAAGCUGGCAAAGAACAUUGUUGUUUGA